AUGGAACCUGCCGAGACUCCUCUGAGCCCCCAACAGGAAAUCCAUGAAGUGGAUCAUGGUCUUAUCCGCCAGUUGCUUGCAGAUUCAGAGGAGACUCUUGGUGCAUGUACUGAGAAAAUGCAGGCCCCCGCUCCAUAUAACUGGAGUGCUGACUGGAGCUUUUGGAUCUCAAGUUCCACUUAUAAAUAUAGGAGUGAGGAGUUUAAGAGACAGUUUUCACAUCUGCCAGAUUUGGAGAGGCUCAUAGUAGAUUAUGCCUGUGCCCUCCAGAAGGAUAUUCUGCUGCAGGGACGCCUGUACCUCUCUGAAAACUGGCUCUGUUUCCACAGCAACAUCUUCCGAUGGGAGACCACAAUUUCUAUUGCCUUGAAGGAUAUAACCUUCAUGACAAAGGAGAAGACUGCGCGGCUCAUCCCAAAUGCCAUCCAAAUUGUAACAGAAGGGGAGAAGUUUUUCUUCACAUCCUUCAGUGCUAGAGAUAGAAGCUACCUCAGUAUCUUCCGCUUAUGGCAGAAUGCACUGCUGGACAAGAUGUUACCACUACAGGAAUGGUUUCAACUCCUGCAAUAUGAGUUUGGUGCCAUAAAUGCUAAGAAAUUAAAUUAACACUGUCUUUAUUAUCUUUUUGCUUUGGACAGAUCCAGCAUUUGUGAUGAUUCUGGAGACAGAGAUGAAAAAUUACCCAAAGCAAUCCGUGAAAUUCAUGAACCCAUCAUUCAGAUAGUAGAGGCAGAGCCAUUCCAUGGAAACACACUGACAGGAGGGUCUGAGCAGGAGGAAUCCCAGAAUGAGAAGCAGGACAAGAGGAGCCUUCUGUUGCCUUCAGAAAAGAAACCAGUUAAGCUAGAGAGACGCAGGCUCCCAGCACAGUCCCUGGAGCCGAUCGAGAGUGAGAAUCUUCUGGAGAAGAGCAGUGCCUCAGAUAGCGAGGAAGAAGCCAAGGAGAAUGUCCCUGAGAAUGACCUGCACGGGAGACUCUUUAUUAAUAGAGUUUUCAAUAUCAGCGCAGACAAGAUGUUUGAAAUGCUUUUCACCAAUUCCCAUUUCAUGCAGAGAUUUCUCAACACCAGGAAUAUAGUAGAUGCUGUAUCGACCCCUUGGAAUAUGGACGGCAGUGGCAAUCAGUUGAGGACCCUCACCUACACUAUAAUGAUUAACAAUCCGCUCAUUGGGAAGUACACAACUGCAACAGAAAAGCAGAUCCUGAAUAAACUGAGCCAGAAAGGUCAGUCUUACCGGGUAGACGCAGAGGUGCUGACACAUGAUGUCCCAUACCAUGAUUACUUCUACACUGUGAACAGAUACUUCAUCACCCGCACAUCCAAUCAGAAAUGCAGAUUACGGCUUUCCACAGAUGUGAAAUACAAAAAGCAGCCAUGGGGCCUCAUCAAGUCUCUAAUUGAGAAGAACACCUGGAGUGGGAUAGAGGAGAAUUUCAAACAACUUGAAUCAGAUCUGCUAAUGGAAGAAUAUGCAAUAAACCAAUCUAUAGAAGAUCCUGGGAAACUUAUUGCCCUAAGAAGAAGACGACGGAAUUUACACCGAAAUGUGGCAGAGCUGCUUCCUAAGCGUUCUUCACAGCACUCUUCCGGGGACAUUGGAUUAGAGUCCCAGGGCAACAUAGUAGGAAGGAAAAGGGAUGCUGCAAGGAAGACCACAGCCAUCAUUGUGGUAAUGAGCAUCUUUUUGCUGCUCUUGGUUUUGCUGAAUGUGACUCUCUUCCUUAAACUAUCAAAGAUAGAACGUGCAGCUCAGUCAUUUUACCGGGUCCACCUUCAGGAUGAGAAGUCUUUAAACUUAGCCCCAGACAUGGUGUCCAGAGAGGAUAUCCCUCAGCGUGACCAGGAACAGGUUCAGCAGGUGAAAGGAGUGCUGCAAGACUCUAUUGCAAUGCUUGAACAGCUGAAGAGCUCCCUUUCUAUGCUUCAGAGAAGCUUUGAUCACCUGAACAAGACCAAGAGUGAUGAGACUGAGAGUUAA
Molecule: messenger RNA, 1980 nt
Organism: Terrapene triunguis (Three-toed box turtle)
Lineage: Eukaryota; Metazoa; Chordata; Testudines; Emydidae
Gene: GRAMD1C
Product: GRAM domain containing 1C
Exons: 19
Biological process (GO): intracellular sterol transport
Cellular component (GO): endoplasmic reticulum membrane; plasma membrane; endoplasmic reticulum-plasma membrane contact site
Molecular function (GO): sterol transfer activity; sterol binding
Source: RefSeq, a predicted model, not a curated record